AUGGGUAUUAAGCACCUCUACCAGCUCAUCGAUGAGCAUACACCAGAGGCAGUCAAGAAAGGCGAGAUCAAGAACCAGUUUGGUCGCAAGGUCGCUAUAGAUGCAUCUAUGAGCAUCUACAGUUUUCUCAUCGCAGUCCGCUCCGAUGGCCAGCAACUCAUGAACGAAACGGGCGAGACCACAUCACAUCUCAUGGGUCUGUUCUACCGCACAAUGCGCAUGGUCGACAAUGGCAUCAAACCCCUUUACGUCUUUGACGGUGCUCCACCUAAGCUCAAAUCCGGCGAGCUUGCAAAGCGAUUCCAGCGCAAGACUGAAGCACAGGCUGCAGCAGAGGAAGCAAAGGAGACGGGCACGGCUGAAGAUGUCGAGAAGUUUUCACGACGAACGGUCAGGGUGACAAAAGAACACAAUGCGGAGUGUCAACGGUUGCUCAAGCUCAUGGGCAUCCCGUAUAUUGUUGCACCAACUGAGGCUGAGGCCCAAUGUGCUGCGCUGGCUAAGGGAGGAAAGGUGUAUGCUGCUGCAUCAGAGGAUAUGGAUACAUUGACUUUUGCAUCGCCAAUUCUGCUACGACACUUGACCUUUAGCGAGCAGCGCAAGGAGCCCAUUCUAGAAAUACAUCUAGACAAGGUACUUGAGGGUCUGGAAAUGGACCAGAAACAGUUCAUCGACUUGUGUAUCCUCCUUGGCUGCGAUUACCUCGACCCCAUCAAGGGCAUCGGUCCCAGCACUGCUCUCAAGCUCAUCCGCGAGCACAAGGAUCUCGAGGGUGUAGUCGAGCACAUCAAAUCACAAUCUUCCAAGAAACUCACCAUUCCCGACGACUGGCCGUUUGCCGAUGCACGACUUCUCUUCCUCGAGCCCGACGUACUACCUGCCGACGCUCCAGAAUGUGACUUCAAGUGGGAAGCACCAGAUAUAGAGGGACUGGUCAAGUUUUUGGUAGAAGAGAAACAUUUCAACGAGGACAGAGUACGAAAUGGAGCGGCCAAGCUGCAAAAAAACAUGAAGACGGCACAGCAAAGUAGGCUGGAGGGUUUCUUCAAGCCGAUUGAGAAGACCGCCGAGGAAAAGGCUACCCUAAAGCGCAAAGCCGACGAAAAACUUGAGCUCAAGAAGAAGAAGCAAAAGGAGACUGCAAAGGCGAAGAAGGAGGCGAAGUCCAAGCCGAGGACUGCUGGUUAA
Molecule: messenger RNA, 1188 nt
Organism: Bipolaris zeicola 26-R-13
Lineage: Eukaryota; Fungi; Ascomycota; Dothideomycetes; Pleosporales; Pleosporaceae
Exons: 4
Coding region: 1-1188 (395 amino acids)
Cellular component (GO): cytoplasm; nucleus
Molecular function (GO): DNA binding; 5'-3' exonuclease activity; 5'-flap endonuclease activity
Source: RefSeq, a predicted model, not a curated record